AUGUUAGAAAACGUAAAACAAAUAAUAUUAGUGCUAUCAGGUAAAGGCGGAGUUGGAAAAUCAACAGUUAGCACACAGUUAGCCCUGACACUUAAAGAAAGAGGUUUUAAGGUUGGGUUACUUGAUAUUGACUUAUGUGGGCCAAGUGUUCCAUAUUUGUUGAAUUUAGAAGGCCAAAGUAUUCAUCAAGGUCCAGAAGGUUGGGUUCCUGUGUACUUAGAUGAAGAACAAAAACUAGGUGUUAUGUCUAUUGGGUUCCUUUUAAAGUCUCGGGACGAUGCCGUUGUUUGGAGAGGACCGAAAAAAACAUCAAUGAUUAAACAAUUUUUAGAGGAUGUUUAUUGGCAAGAUUUAGAUUUUCUUGUCAUAGAUACACCACCAGGCACAUCUGAUGAACAUAUAACAGUGAUGGAGAAUUUACGACAAGUUCCACAAUGCUCAGCUAUAUUGGUAACAACACCACAGCAAGUUGCCAUAGAAGAUGUCCGCAAAGAGAUCACAUUCUGUCGAAAAACUGGUAUUCCCAUUAUGGGAAUUCUUGAAAAUAUGAGUGGGUAUGAAUGUCCAACAUGCAGUGAAUGUACUAAUAUAUUUUCAAGUGGUGGUGGAAAAUCAUUAGCAGAAAUAUCUAAAAUACCAUUUUUAGGGACUAUUCCGAUUGAUCCUAGAGUUGGUGCAUUAGCUGGUAAAGGGGUUGCUGCAGUCAAAGAAUUACCCGAGAGCAAUACUAGUAAAGUGUUCAACGCUUUAGUUAGUAAUUUAACUCUCGCAGCAAGCAAUGGAUCA
Brenthis ino (lesser marbled fritillary) is the source of this 786-nucleotide messenger RNA. NCBI's taxonomy places the organism in Eukaryota, Metazoa, Arthropoda, Insecta, Lepidoptera, Nymphalidae. The record is from the annotation of a GenBank genome assembly.